AUGACUGGGGAUUUGAUGUGGGACAUCGGCGAGUUCGACAGCGGAAUGAGGGUAGAGAUGGUUGUUCAACGAGAAGGCCAGCACGAACUCAACACAAUUUCCGUACGAGUUCAGUUUAGCAUGUCGCACAGACGAAACACCAACGGGGCUGCUUUUCUGUCACGACUUGCGUACGGAGCUCUCUUCUGUAGUCGAGCACAUAAGGUCGCCAUGCGAUUGAAUGCUUCAUCGGAAACACUAGCCGGCUCAUCGUAG
Necator americanus (New World hookworm) is the source of this 255-nucleotide messenger RNA. RefSeq lists its product as uncharacterized. Lineage: Eukaryota; Metazoa; Nematoda; Chromadorea; Rhabditida; Ancylostomatidae. The coding region runs from base 1 to 255 and encodes 84 amino acids. The transcript has a single exon. The record is from RefSeq and is a predicted model, not a curated record.